AUGUCCGCCGCUGUCGCCCCCGCCCCGGCCUCGUCGCCGCAGAAGCUGGAGAAGAAGCCCAUCAAGUUCUCCAACUUGCUGCUGGGCGCUGGGCUCAACAUGUUUGAGGUCACCACCCUCGGUCAGCCCCUGGAGGUCACCAAAACCACCAUGGCCGCUCACCGCAGCGAUGGCUUCGCGACAGCUCUGGGCCGCAUCUGGAACCGCGGUGGUAUUCUCGGCUUUUACCAGGGUCUGAUUCCCUGGGCUUGGAUCGAAGCGUCGACCAAGGGCGCCGUGCUGCUCUUUGUCGCUUCCGAGGCUGAAUACUAUGCCCGCAACGCGGGCGCCAACGAGUUCGGUGGCGGUAUCAUUGGCGGCGUGACUGGCGGUGUUGCUCAGGCAUACGCGACCAUGGGUUUCUGCACUUGCAUGAAGACGGUCGAGAUCACCAAGCACAAGGUGGCGGCCGCAGGCCAAAAGGCGCCCGGUACCUGGGCUACCUUCAUGGACAUCUACCGCCGCGAGGGUAUUCGCGGCAUCAACAGGGGUGUCAACGCCGUCGCCAUCCGUCAAAUGACCAACUGGGGCUCGCGCUUCGGUCUGAGCCGGCUCGCCGAGCAGGGCAUCCGCAAGGUCACCCACAAGGAGCACGGCGAGAAGCUGAAUGCCUUUGAGAAGAUCACCGCCUCGGCUCUUGGUGGUGGCCUCUCGGCCUGGAACCAGCCCAUCGAGGUCAUCCGUGUCGAGAUGCAGAGCAAGAAGGACGACCCCAACCGUCCCAAGAAGAUGACCGUCGGCAACACCUUCCGGUACAUCUACGACAGCAACGGCAUCAAGGGCCUGUACCGCGGCGUCGCGCCCCGCAUCGGCCUGGGUAUCUGGCAGACGGUGUGCAUGGUUGCCAUGGGUGACAUGGCGAAGACGUAUGUCGAGAAGCUUACGGGCGACCAGGUCACGGCAAAGCAUUAA
This is a messenger RNA of Chaetomium fimeti, 951 nucleotides long. Its product is annotated as mitochondrial carrier domain-containing protein. Gene Ontology annotation, molecular function: tricarboxylate secondary active transmembrane transporter activity. Gene Ontology annotation, cellular component: mitochondrion. Bases 1 to 951 code for a protein of 316 amino acids. NCBI's taxonomy places the organism in Eukaryota, Fungi, Ascomycota, Sordariomycetes, Sordariales, Chaetomiaceae. The transcript has 3 exons. Gene Ontology annotation, biological process: mitochondrial citrate transmembrane transport; alpha-ketoglutarate transport. The record is from RefSeq and is a predicted model, not a curated record.